AAAUAUGUAGGGAGUUUUCUGGCUCAACAUUUGACCUUGGUGUUUUAGUGUCGGUUUUUUGGUUGGUUUAGUAAUGGGGUGUUCUGUUAUCGUUCGUUGUUCAUAUUUUAGCGACUAAGCAAGACGAUUUGGAAGAAAGCUGUCCGGAAAUAAUGGAGCCUCCAAUUAAGAGACAAUGCUUGGAUGAUGUUCUGGAUCUAAGUCGGAAGUCAAACCAAAUUGAUAAUGAAGGAGGAAAAGCUCCCUGUAAGAAUGAUGAUGACGUUAUUAUGUUGAGCGAAGAUGAAGAUGACAGCUUACUAGGUGCUCUGUGCGAUGAGAUGGAGAAAGAAAAUACACCGAAACCGUCUCUGUUGUCAAAGUCCCGGGCAUUGAUUUUGAAACUGGAAAAUGAACUAAGAAAUGAAGAAAGCGCUUUGAUGCUGUUGCAACAGUUAAGGACCAACCAGAGGUCUCAUGCUCUCCAGCCAAAGGGAACUAAGACACCAUCUGCUACACCCACUGCACGUAAUACUCAGUCGCCAGUUAACCAUGCAAAUAACACAAACCCAGUGAGGAGCGUUCCUCCUACAACCAGUGCCGCUAGAGUUACUCAAUCUCCCGCUCUAAACUCCAAUGUUCCUAAUUCGCAAAACACAUCAACAAUACCUAAGGUUACCAAAAGCAUGGCCAUACAUGCUUUGGAACAACAAUGCAAUGGCAAGAAGGCUAUGCUUCGGAAACAAUUAGAAAGAACCCUGGACAAAGUUGCUCUUCCUAAACCUGCUGUUGGUAACGGAUUAUGUGUUGUACCAUUCGUACCUAGCACAUUGACAAACGAGUUUACUGCACUAAUAGGACUCGAGGAAAUCGUAAAUACUAUACAAGAUUUUGACCCGUUGAACACGGAGAAAAGUUCGGACCAAUCACGGUUUAUUAGUCCUUUCUCUUGUUCACGAUGUGGUACUGACUUUACACCCGUUUGGAAACGUAAACGUCCAGGUUCAUCAGAAGUUGUUUGUGAAGCUUGCAUAAUUGAUGGCCAACGUUCUGCUAUUCACAAAGCAUACAACAAUGUUAUUUCAGCAGCACUGAAACAGCAUGCUGCCCAAGAACGUGAGAUUGAGAACGAAUAUCAAGAUAUUGUUAACUCACCGGCUAAGCUGGAAGCUUUUAUUAAAGAACAUGAACGGAAACUCAUGGUCACACAGCAGGCUCAAAUGGCACAGCAACAGCAGCAACAAUUACAACAAGCCGCUUCGGCUAACAACUUACAUAAUCAGCGCUACCAUCAACAGCAGCAACAACAACAACAAGGUUUUCAGACUCAGAAUAUGUUUAACACUGCUAGUAGUUCUCGACAUGGACAGACAACUCCAGUUAACAGUGCAGCACCAACUCCACUGGGAAUGUCGAAUAUGUCAUCUCGCCGACAGUCUGCAUCCAGCAGUACAAGUGUUAAUUCUCCUGUUGCUUUGCCCAUUCAGCAACAGGGACAUUCGGCUGGAAACGUUGUACAGCAGCUUGCCUCUCGUUAUCAACAGCUCACAAAAGCUGCUGUUGCUGCUGUGGUUGGUGGUGGUCAGAAUCCAGUCAACCAUUCUAUUGCGAAUAAUGCGGCUACUGCUAACCUAAUGAUGGCUGCAGCGGCGAAUCCUAUGCUUGCAGCAGCUGCAGUAUCAGCAACUAGCCAACAGCAACAAUCUGUCGCUCAGCAACAGUUGACAGCUGCCGCAUUAGCCCAACAGAGGUUGGCGGCAGUUGCAGCUCUGAACUUUCAGCAUCAACAGCAGCCACAUCAUGCACAACCUUCAGCUGGGACGGUGCCAUCCAAUAGUCAGACAGAUCAUCUAGCUCAAUUCACUCAAAUGCAAACACUAUUGAUGAGCAGUCUUUUAGGAAAUGCAGCUGCUGUCAGUGGAGCACAAGCAACCGCUAGCUCUAGGCAACAACAACAACAGCAAAUAUUGCAACACGCGCUUCUGCAGUACACCUAUUUAUUACAACAGCAACAAGCUGUUGCAGCUGCUCAGGUUCAACAACAACAACAGCAGCAACAACAACAAAGUCAACAGGUUAACGCAGCUGCUUUACAGCAGUUGAUAAGUGGAGCCGCUGGGAACCCGACAGCUUGUAUGACAUUAUUGCAAAAUUUGUGGGCUCUUAAUGCAGCAUCCAAUGGUGUGAAAAAGUAGAAUACCUACUGACAUACAUAAUUUUCCUUCAAAACUAUUUAUUUCCCCUUCGCUGUUUUUAUGAUUUUGUCAACAAAUAUGUUUUAAUUUACUGUGCCUUAUAACAUCAAUUGCGUACAGUACUAUUCGAGAUACAAUAACAUUUCAUCAUUUGUUCUAGGUUAUCAUAUACAUUUUUCUAUAUUUUACUGAUUAUGGUUUACUGCAUACAUAUAUUCAUUACUACUUUAUUCUUUUGAUGAAUUGACAUACGUCAUUUCCAUUCCGCAUAUUGUAUAUACUUCCAUAUAUUUGUAGUGCUGUUUCAGUAUCACUUACUUUCACGCUGAAAUUUUUGUGAUCUUUCAGUAAACAUAUCUUUGUUUGUCUCCAAUCAUACUUAUUAUUUUAAUCAGUAGUACAUAAUUUAAGUAUGACUUCAACUUUUUUUGAUAUCUAGUGAAAUAUUCCCAUCGUAAUUGAAAGCACAACAGUUGUAAACAUUCAUUAUAAAAGCACAGUUAGUCUUGCAUCAUUUCAAGUUGUCAGCCUUUUGAAAACUGUGCAAAUGUAUGGAAAGAAGUGAAUAGGGUAGUUAAAUGAGUAUUAGUGAAGACUUUCAGAAUCUAGAUGGCACCAGCAAAUGAAUACACCCGAGUGAUUUUAGGCCAUGUCACCGGAAUUCUUAGUCAUCCCAAGGACCCUAGUCAACAAGAUUGCUGAGGUAGGCGGACAGUAGCUUGGCACGUGUCAUAUAUGUCCUGGACACCUCAAUCGAUCGGCUGUUCUUCAAUUAGAUAGUACUAGCCAUCUACCACGAGAGAUUGAUUAGUGGUUUCUGUGAUGGUAAGCCACAUAUAUUCCACACCUUGGAACUUCAACGGCUAUGCUUCAGACAUUGAAGUAGGUCUGAGCAAACUGUUGUACAGUACGUACAUUCUUUCAUAGUUUCCCGGAUAUAACACAGAUAUGAAAAGGUAACGCAAGACGGCAACCGCUAACAAUUCGUGAGUCGGCAAUGAGAAUUCGUCAACAAUAUCACUAAGCAGGUGAAGUGGCGAACUUAUACAACCUUUUCACGUGAUAUCUUUAGGUAUGAUUCGGUGUGGACAUAUCCUGCAACCUCCAAAAUCUGACGGAGGCAGAUUGCAUUGCAGUCAUAUCCAGGUUUUGCUCAGUUUUUGGAGGACUGCGUUUGUCAUCUACACAUAUGAAUACUAUGUAUUCGUAUUCCUUAUCAAGGAGAAUUUUUCUUGAUAGGAUUUUAAUCACUCAUACAUCGAUGCUUAUCAGGUUCGCUUUCACUGCUAUAUCUAUAAUAGAGUUAAAUAGGACCUAUGACGUUGAAAGUCCUUGACAAAACAUUACUGUUUGUUUGCACUUCAAACGACGUGCCUUUAUUACCUCUUAAAUGACUGCCUAAGUUGCAGCAGGGUGCCAUAAUCAACACAUUGUGCUUUCUUGUACUCCGAUCACAAUCAAAUAUUUACACAACUCGGUUGACAUACUCAAAUACCGCCUUUAGGUCAACAAAUUGAGCAAGUGUGGCACUUCGUUAAGUAUUCCUUUAUUACUGAGCCUGCUGAAGGAUGACGGUAUAUCCAGUACAUGCAGCCUGAAUUUAACGAGCACCACUUUAUCCUCGCAAUGUUAUGGUUCUUAGAAUCUUGAGUACCAUUUUAGGCAUUAUAUUCUUCUUGUGGUUAUUACUGGUGGACUUGUCUUGUUAAUUGUAAUCUACAGUAAUGAACGGUCUAUCCAGGUCCAUUGUAACUGUGUGAAGCUUAUACUUCGGUCAGUAUGGUUGACCCAAUACUGCUGUCCUCAAACACCUGAAGUCAUACAUUGAGUCCCUGUUGCUUUGCCUCAUUUAAGACUAGAGGACUAAUCGUGGAAAAUACCUAUCAGGGAAAACAACAAGAAUUUCAGCAAGGAUGUUUCUCUAUCGAUUUCAUCCUCGAAAGCUAUACAAUCGCAUUUGCAUGCAUAAGUUUAAAUGGAUACAAUUAUUACCUAAUUCCACUCCCUGCAUCUCAUCAGGUAGAACCAGAAAUCAGUACAAAAUAAUAUAUGCUCGUACAACCAAGUAUAGGAACUCAACGAUACCAUAUUUGGCCCGAGUUCUAAGUGACAGAGACAAUGUUAAGCGUGAAACCUAUGACUUGCUUUGUUGUUAAUAACAUAAUUUUGGCCCUUGUUAUUUCCCCCUUACACUCUCUUAUUUGUACUCUAUAGUGAACAACCUUCUUAAACAUACUUAGCUGCUUAAAAUUAUUAUCAUUGGCUUACAUUUUUAUUCUAUUCCUUCUUUGUACAUCUACUGGGUCCGACUAUAUUAUCACUAUGAUUAUUAAAAAAUUGUCCCGUCAUUAACCAUCAUGUAACAUUAGUUUUGUGGUUGUUCUUUGUUCGGCACUAUUUAACUGACAAUCUUGUUUGUUAUUGCCACUAUCACCAUCUUAAAAAAAUUUCGUAUUAUGCAUGAUUCCUCACACUACCACUACAAACAACCGCAUUAGUGCUGACAAUAAAAAAAAACACAACCUGAAAUGUUUAUCUUAUGAUUGCUUAGUGUUGUUCAAUCAAAUUAACUGAUCAUCUUGGCUAUAAACAUUUUUAAGAACAUCUCAUAAUUUCCUGUAUGAUUAUAGCUGUUACUGUUCACCACGCAUACACAUAUCGUAGCUUCCACUAACCAAUACUGAAAUAUUUUUUCAUUAUUUGUGUUUAUCUUCCUUUUUACUUGGUAUUUUUAUUUGCAUUUUUUUUGUUAUUUCUGUGUUUUUUUUUUUGGUUUUUUGUUGUUUUUUUAUAUAUUUUACUUUUUUUAUAAUACUCCUUUUAAAUGUACGAUGAAAUUAGAUGCAAUAUUGUAGAUAUGUGCUGAAAAUUCCACA
Messenger RNA from Trichobilharzia regenti, 5050 nucleotides. The record is from the annotation of a GenBank genome assembly. NCBI's taxonomy places the organism in Eukaryota, Metazoa, Platyhelminthes, Trematoda, Strigeidida, Schistosomatidae.